GUGGUGGUUCAAGGUGCACUUUGCAAUGGACGGGACGACUUUUUAACGUGUUUUUAGGCUGUAAUUGCCGUAGAAUGGCUUUUAAAAAUGGGUUGUCGGAAAAAUAGAGGUGCUAUACUUCCUAAUAAUUGCAAAGUGAAUUAUCGGUUACGACUUUCGAACUUCUGGUAAAAUCAUUCAUGUCAUCGUGUAUGAUUGACCAUAUUGUGCGCCGCAACGGUACAUCAAUUUAAAUACCCCUCACUAAGUUAAGACUUUGGUGUAUUUUUCACCAGUCUUAUUUACAUAAGCCGUCGUCUUGUCCAUUUGAACGUUGUUGCAUUGAAACAGUCGUAGACAGUGGCGAUUAUCUCGUGUUGUGGAUUAAUUAAUUAAAAUAUAGGUCUACCCAGUAACCUAUACAAAAUGUCCAUGACAUCCGAUAUGAAUUUAAUGGACCUCCUCUUUGACAAAGAAGACCCAACUCUUCACUUGACAUUUGAUAAAGAUGAUCUCUACCCGAAAGAUGAACUGGUUGACAUUGACUCCAAACCCUCAUUUGGUAUCUCUUCAGAAGUUUGGCCAAGCAACCCUGAUGAAUUCCUUGACUCUCUACUCAAUGGCACUCCAUUUGAUGACUCAAUACUUGCUGAAACUGAAAUUGGAAAUCCCCUAACAUCUGAUGUGUGUCUUUCGGGUGAUGGAUCACUUUCUCCUAUAGCUGCUGUUGUGAGCAGCAGCAGCAGCUCUGACAGUGGAGUAAACAGCGAUGUGCAUAGCGACAUUUACAGUGAUGUAUAUGGUGAUCACUCAGCACAUGAUGUUGCUGAGGACAGUGGUGGAUCUGUCGAUUUGCAAAUGUCCCCCAUUAAGCAAGAAUUAGAAGAGGAUGUCGACUUUUCCCCUGCACAAUCAAUGCCUGCCUCCCCUGACGUUCCAUCUUCCCCGGAAGGCGGUAAAUUUGAUUUGCUUGAUUCAGCAGUUCUCAGUGCAGGAAUAUUGGACUCAAAUAAUUUGGGGCAGCUUCAACUGAAGAAUAAUACUGCUAUUAUCAACAUGAACUUAACGUCCUCUGAUUCUGAUGUACCAGUGACUUCUCAGCCUUCAAACAUAUCAACUCAGCAGCUUACACUUCGACCUGUUAAGAGCUGGAAACGUAGUGGUUCUGGAGGCACUACCACAAAUGUUCGGCAAAUGAUUAGAGUGACUCCAAUGCCGGCAGUUGGCUCUUCAAAUUCUGGUCAUCCACGAUCAAUACUGCUGCCACUGCAGGACUUGAAAGAUGUCCGAACUAUUAAAAUUGUGAAUGCAAACAACGUCACAAACAAGCGUGCGAGAUGCAGACCAAUGGUCCCUGCUGUUGGAAAAGGAACCCCUGUUACCUUGCUUCAGGUGAAGCCUGGUUCAGUUUUAAAUACUUUAAAUGCAUCCCCAGCUCAAAGUUGCAGCAUCAGUAGUAGUAUGAGUGACAUAAUGCAAAUGUCAGGUGAUGAUUCAAGUGAUGAUUCAUCAGACAACACCAUGGACAUGUCUCAAAAUCCCUACCCAAGGCUUGUUCUUUCGCCUGAAGAAAGGAGAUUGAUGGAGAAAGAGGGUGUAACUCUUCCAACACAUUACCCUCUUACCAAGCAAGAAGAAAGAGAGCUGAAACGGAUCCGACGUAAGAUAAGAAACAAAAUAUCAGCUCAAGACUCACGGAAAAGGAAGAAAGAAUAUGUUGAUGGGUUAGAGGACAGGGUGAAGCAAUGCACUGAUGAGAACCGAGAAUUAUUGAAACGACUUAAAGUUUUGCAAUCUCAGAAUGAAUCAUUGGCUACACAACUUCAGCGUUUGAGGACAGUUGUAGCCCGUGGAAUGACAAGCAGUAGUUCACGUGCUGCCCAGCCUGCAACAUGUCUCAUGGUUCUCCUACUUUCUCUAGCCCUUGUUAUGGUUCCAAAUCUUCGUCCGGGCAAUAACACCCUGGAAGAUCAAGAGCUAAGCUCUGCUAGUUCUGCAUUAAAUGCAGACAAUAAGUUACCAGCCCUGCCAGGGCGGUCAAGGACAUUAUUACACUCUCAAGUUGGAGCAUUAUUUGCUGCAGACUCAACUGAUGACAUGGAAUUAAUAGAUGAAGAGGAACUCAAAAUUUCUCUUCCUAUGUUGGGGAAAAGGCAAGCACAUUUAGAAGACAGCAGUGCAUUUCUUGAUCAUGACUUUGGAUACCCUGAGACAAAGAAAGCAAGAUUCUCAAUUGAUCCUGGAGAGACUGUCCGCCAGUUUAUUGACCCUGACAUUGAUGAAGUUUGGCCCCCUCCAAAGAAGCAGAAAGAAAACUAUCUACCAAUUGAUGACAGAAUUGAAACCAUUGUUGAUCAGCUUUUAAACAACAAAACGGAAGAACCAUCUUCUACUCUUGUUCUCCCUGUCUCUCAAGAAGGUCGUUAGUAUUAAGGACUUUCUUCAGUUCAUUUCUUUGCUUUCAUGCACCCUGUGCUUGAUUUUCUUCUGACUUUUUCCUUACUAUGCUCUAUACCUUUCAAAAUAUCUCUGGCCCUUUCACUGUUACUUCAAGGAGAAAUGUAGAGCUACUUUUUUAAAAUAUGAGAGGAAGUGAGGCAAUAUAUUGAAAAAGAACUGUAGAUUUAUAAAGAAAAGUUAUCUAUCGUACAAAUGAAAGCAUGAUACAAUUUUUUUUUUGUUAGAUGUUACUUUGUAUCUUUUUAUCUAAAAUGAUGUACACUCCACUUACAUGGGCAAAGAAAAAAGUUAAGUACAAUCUGUGAUUUUGUUUUCUUUUAUUUGAUUUUUUUUAUAUCUAAAUGGAAUUGUGUGUGUGUGUGUGUGAUACACAAAGUGAUAGCUAGGUAAGAUUUCAAUGUCGGUUUUAAACCCCAAUUCUGUUUUGUCAUUUUUAUUUCUUUGCCUCUCUCCCUCUUUUCCCCAAUGAAAUGUACUCUUUCCAUUUUACAUGUGUCCUUUUAUGAUACAUUUUUUUAUAGUGUGCUGUGGAUUUAUUGCUUUUUGUGUAUUAGGUGCAGGGAUUUUUAUUUUUCAGCAUUUAUAGCACUGCCUUUUUAAUUUUACUAGCUUUUACCUAUCUUUCCAUUGAAGUGGUUCUUCUUUUCUUGUUAUUUUUAUUGCCUUCUAGGAGACAUCUCUUGAGUAUGUUGCUUUAUCUUAUUGUUAAUCAAUCAUGUAUCCAAGAUAGAUGUAGAUGCAUGUCUUGUAGGCACAUUUGUGUAUUGCAGUGCUUUGUUUCUGUUUGUGACUUAUUGCUGGGAGAUCUUUUUGGAGAAUUCUGCUGAAUUUUAUUCAUAUGAAAUGGCUAUUAAUUGAAAUGAACUUAUAUCAAUUAUUCAUAGGUAAAUUUACACACAUUCUGGGACCUAAAGAGAUUUUGGAAUUGAUAAGUUUUAGGGAAUGAUAAAUAUUAUCAAGUCAUCACCUUGAAAAGAGAUUGCUGUAAAAUGGCUCAGAAUAACAAUUGUUUGAUUCAAACAGUUGGUUAUUUGAAACUUGAAUCUUGGAUGCUUUUGAAGUGACUGUACAGUAUUUGACCCACAAAU
This is a messenger RNA of Frankliniella occidentalis (western flower thrips), 3527 nucleotides long. RefSeq names its product cyclic AMP response element-binding protein A. Gene Ontology annotation, biological process: regulation of transcription by RNA polymerase II. Lineage: Eukaryota; Metazoa; Arthropoda; Insecta; Thysanoptera; Thripidae. Gene Ontology annotation, cellular component: nucleus. The coding region runs from base 406 to 2406 and encodes 666 amino acids. The record is from RefSeq and is a predicted model, not a curated record. The transcript is spliced from 9 exons. Gene Ontology annotation, molecular function: RNA polymerase II cis-regulatory region sequence-specific DNA binding; DNA-binding transcription factor activity, RNA polymerase II-specific.